Molecule: messenger RNA, 736 nt
Organism: Lampris incognitus (smalleye Pacific opah)
Lineage: Eukaryota; Metazoa; Chordata; Actinopteri; Lampriformes; Lampridae
Gene: pth2
Product: parathyroid hormone 2
Exons: 3
Coding region: 1-447 (148 amino acids)
Biological process (GO): neuropeptide signaling pathway
Cellular component (GO): extracellular region
Source: RefSeq, a predicted model, not a curated record
AUGUCUUCCUUGCCUGCGUUUCCUCGUGCUUCAUUCUUGUUGCUUUGCAUUCUGGGUACGACCCUGCCAACUGCUGGCUUUCCCCAUCCUCGAUUGCCAAUCAGAAGCCCAGACAGCUCAGUGGAGUCCAAACACGACUGGGAUGUCCUCUUCCCUGCCAUGUCCCUCCAUGACAGCAGCAUGCAGAUGAUGUCCUCACCAACAGCCAAUAGGAACGCAGCUGUGCUGGGCAAGGCACGGCCUUCUGCCACGUCGCAGUUAUCAGAGGGGGCUGACAUGAGGCUGGAGCAGGGCUGGCCUGCCGCGGCCGCCGGUGUGAUGAGAAGGAACAUGGUGGUGGCCGACGACGCGGCCUUCAGGGAGAAGAGCAAGCUGCUCGCCACCAUGGAGAGGCAGAAGUGGCUCAACUCCUACAUGCAGAAGCUACUGGUGGUUAACUCCCAAUGAUGACGUGCACAUCCAGCUCCCCUUAUUACCCCAAAAUACUGUAAAAUAGUACUUGGUGAGAACAUCAAAACCCGUCCUCUGCUGGUUAUGACAUAUUAUGAGCAGACUUCACCCUGUAAACAGCUGAAUGAAUACGCUUGACUUUGGUAGAUCAGCUCGUACAUAUCAUCAGUGGUCCGUCGUGUUUUAAUCCUGUGCUGUGCUGCGGCAGCAGGAAAGUAGAGAGGGAAAUAUCACAUGAACAAAUCCUGAGUCUACUUUCUUUAGGUGCUUCACACAUGAACCACCA